CCUGUAUCGGUCGGACGGUCACACUGUCCCUUAAUUGAAAACAAAUCAAUGCAAAAUGCUAAAAUAGUUUAAAAUAGUUUUAUUUAUAAGUGAAAAAGUGAAUCUUUAGUGCAAUUAUGUUUCUGCCCGAAACAGCCAUCUUCUGCAUCACUCUGCUGGUCUAUGGGGCCAUACUUCUGCUGCUAAUCUAUUAUGUUCUGACAUUGGCAGACCUGGAGUGCGACUAUUUGAACGCCCAGGAGUGUUGUCGACGGCUAAAUUUCUGGGUAAUACCUAAAUUUGGCUCCCACGCCCUGCUUUGCGGCCUUCUCUUGCUGGGCGGACACUGGAUAAUGUUUUUGCUAAAUCUGCCCAUGGUCAUUUGGCUAUUUUACGAGCUGCAUCGUCAGCGGCGGGAUAGUUUAGGCGUCUACGACCCCGUGGAUAUACAUAGUCGUGGAUUGUUAAAGGUGCAUUUAAGGAACUGCAUGAUCUAUUUGGGCUACUACUUUGUCAUGUUCUUUGUGGGGUUGUAUUGCCUGAUUUCAUCGCUAAUCAAGGGAGAUCCCAUUAAGCGGUACGAGGAUGAUGAAAUUAUCACAGACUUUUGAAUUUUAGCUUAAUACUAAGGCUCGACUCAAAGGGCUUCCAGAUGAACGCACAUUUUUGUUAUCUGAAUUUACACAAAGUCGGCGAUUUCAACACUCUAUUGUUUCUUUGACUUCUUCGGCAAUAAGCAGAGUUUAUAAUUUCAAAAAAUUAACCAUCCUAGUCGCACUUCAUAAUCAUUUUAUUUAUUCCAUUUUUAGUAAUAUAAGCGUAUUCGAUAAGACAUCACAAAAUACAUAGCUAUACAAAUUCAACAACGCA
Drosophila pseudoobscura is the source of this 849-nucleotide messenger RNA. RefSeq names its product cornichon-like protein (gene cnir). The transcript is spliced from 3 exons. The record is from RefSeq and is a predicted model, not a curated record. Gene Ontology annotation, biological process: endoplasmic reticulum to Golgi vesicle-mediated transport. Lineage: Eukaryota; Metazoa; Arthropoda; Insecta; Diptera; Drosophilidae. The coding region runs from base 117 to 590 and encodes 157 amino acids. Gene Ontology annotation, cellular component: COPII-coated ER to Golgi transport vesicle; endoplasmic reticulum membrane.